UUUUACGGAAUACCUAGGGGCAGUCGGAAGGAAACUUUUGUGGGAAAUGUUUUUUUGUGGCCUGAUUCGGAUCCCAAAUGCCGCGGGCUGUGAACAAAGUUGUUUUGGCUUUGAAGAUUUCUACACAGAAUGCCUUUUGUUUCGCUGUUAUCACAAAAAGUAAAGGAUCAAAUUAGCCUUUGAACUUUUCUUUAAACUGCCAACCGGAAUCCCAGUCAGUCAUCAAAUAAUGUGAAUCCAAACGGGUCAAUUUUUUUGUGUAAAAUCAAACACAAUAAAACACAAAAUUUCGACUUGCAAAAUGGAAGAGACCAGAAUUCUAAAUAAUCAAAUAAUAUCGCCACCAGACAAGAUGAAACCAGCAAGUGCACAGAAAGAGCACAAGAAUUUAUUGGAUUUGUCAGAUUCUAAAGAUUCACUUGACCAGAUUAAAAAGGAAUUAAAAAAGGAUCAAUCAAAAGUCGACAAUGAAACCGGAGCAGAGAAGAACGAAGAAAACGCCCAGGAUGUGUCGGAAGCCCAAGGACAACAGGUGUACGCGGCAAAAGAAUCCAGUGAAUGUAAUAUAUCUAUAGCAAAAACGAAAAUCUCUGGAACCGAGAUCAUAAAUACAGAAAUAAAUAAAGACUCGGAUUUAAGGAUUCGAAAAAUAACAAAGGAAAACAGUAAAGAAGUGUUAAAUGAUGCGGUGUCAAAUAAAACUCUCACAGUGGAAACAAAGCCCCAGGAAAAUAAAGAAAAUCUCAAGGAUAAUAAGGAACGCGAGGAAAAUCUGAAGAGCCUUAGCGGGAAAAUGGAAAAUGAAGAACUUAUCAAUGCCAAGGAACCAGUUAUCAAAGAGGAACAGCACACCACUCCUGAUUCGGAAAAGCAGGACCAAAUGUCGGAAAAUUCUGCACCAACACCAAAAAUUCAGGAGGAAAUGAAAAAGCCCAAGGAAACAACACAAAUAAAAGCUGCAUAUCAACUUACCCAGCCAAACGAUCCGCUGAAUACGAUUAGAGAGGACAUGGAAAAAUAUUUCAGUGGCAUUGUGGCCGAGGAGGAAAACAGGAGAUUGAGCGAUGAGAUGAACGCCAAGGAAGCUGAAGCCAUUAGGAAGGAAGAGCAGAAAAGGAAAAACUGCUUGGAAAUGCUCCAAGAUGUUAGCCAAGCCACGUGCUUAUCCAGCACUUCAUCGGAAAGAAGGCCUUCACGAUCCGUGCUCGUGGCCAUCCUGCAGCGAUCCGCCAAGGCGGAGUACCAGAGGAAAAUGAACAUCCUCAAGGACAACUUCUCCUUUCGCCUGGGGCUGAUUAAGCAGUUCAAACACGACAUGAAAAACAACUUUAAGAGCGAGGCCCAGCAACUCUAUAGCGACUACCACUCCUUCAAGAACCAGACAGAAUACAAAGCCACUUAAAACCCACUAGAAUUUAAUUCAAAAACAGAGCUCCGAAAGCAACACUAGCAAAAGGGACUGACCCCACUCAUCCAUUACACAACCUCCAUUUCGAAGAAUAUCUACUAACUUGACACCGAAAAGCAGGGGACUAUUAGUAUUGCAUCCACUCAGUUCUAUAAGAGGAAAAACCUGCCGAAAGAAUAUUAUGACACUGUAGUUCUUGAAUUCAUUGUGUGCACUUGCUUCUUUGCAUCUUGGAGAAGUGCAGCUGUAUCUCAUUAACUGAGUUUUAAAAGUACAGUCACCACUUCGUUCGCCCCGCGGUAUGCAACAGUUUUUUUUUUCUUUUGCCCCGGCAAACCUUAAAUUUGCGCCACUUCUGUUUUGCAUGUCGAAAUAAAACAAAGACAAUGAAAAUUGACCCAAA
Messenger RNA from Drosophila rhopaloa, 1811 nucleotides. Its product is annotated as polyamine-modulated factor 1-binding protein 1. The coding region runs from base 302 to 1402 and encodes 366 amino acids. NCBI's taxonomy places the organism in Eukaryota, Metazoa, Arthropoda, Insecta, Diptera, Drosophilidae. The transcript is spliced from 2 exons. The record is from RefSeq and is a predicted model, not a curated record.